Molecule: messenger RNA, 1296 nt
Organism: Suillus subalutaceus
Lineage: Eukaryota; Fungi; Basidiomycota; Agaricomycetes; Boletales; Suillaceae
Product: Endonuclease/exonuclease/phosphatase
Exons: 1
Coding region: 1-1296 (431 amino acids)
Biological process (GO): base-excision repair
Cellular component (GO): nucleus
Molecular function (GO): phosphoric diester hydrolase activity; double-stranded DNA 3'-5' DNA exonuclease activity; DNA-(apurinic or apyrimidinic site) endonuclease activity
Source: RefSeq, a predicted model, not a curated record
AUGCCCGCGAAUCAACAAACAAUAUACACAAACAGAAAAAAAUGUACCCACGCGAACAUCACCCUAGCAUCUCUAAAUGUAAAAGGAAGAGCAUCCCCAACCUUGGGAACUAACAUGACAUCAAAAUGGCCUAUAAUAAAUAAAACCGUAAGAGAUAAUAAGAUAGGGAUACUAUGUAUACAAGAGACCCACCUGUCCGACGAACAUGAAAAACAAAUAGAAUCAUUAUUCUCGAGACGCUUACUUGUUCUCAAUUCCCGAGAACCAAACCACCCUGGCAGCUCAGCAGGGAUAGCUUUCAUCAUCAACAAAGAGAAAGUCAACAUCAACAACGCUAAAAUGACGGUUAUAAUCCCUGGAAGGGCCAUUGCCCUAACAAUCAACUGGCAUAAUGAAAAGACGAUAAGAAUACUCAACAUAUACGCCCCUAACAACCACUCUGAACACCCAAACUUCUGGAACACAAUUAAAACGCUUUGGCCAAGCCACGGCCUAGGACUAAUAGAUUUUAUGAUGGGAGAUUUCAAUGUUACCGAAGACCCCCUAGACCGAGCACCAGCAAGAUUUGACACAGAAUACGCCAUAGAGGCACUAAGAGAAUUCAGAACGAGCAUGAAUAUACAAGAUACCUGGAGACACACUCACCUGACAACAAGGCUCUUCACAUUCACAAGCAACACUAACUCCAUGUCCCACCUAGACAGAAUAUACACAUCACCCGCUCACUCAGACAGCGUUUCAGACUGGAAAACAUACCUUUGCCCCAUACCCACAGACCACAAUAUCACCCUCGUAAGAUUCGCCCCACCAGGUCUACCGCACAUAGGAAGAGGUAGAUGGACGUGGCCGCUGAGCAUACUAUCAGACAAACCACUAAUAGAAAAGAUAGAAAAAAUAGGCAUUAAGCUACAGAACGACAUAGAAAAGAUGAACAUACCCGGAAACCGCACAGAAACUGAAAACCCCCUCUACCUAUGGGAAGAAUUUAAAAUAAACAUGAACAAUCUAGUAAAACAAACAACGAAAUCCCACCUAGCGAAAAUCAACAACAAAAUCAAACAACUACAGAAAGACAUCCACAAGACAUCCAAUGCACCAAACAUCGACUCUUCUGUAAACCGACGUCAGAACAAAACAAUUCUAGAAAAGGAAAUCGAACACCUUGAGAGAAAGAGACAGAAAAGUGCACACCUGAAAGCGCAAGCGCAAUGGUCCCUUCAAGGCGAAACAAUCAGUAAAUAUUGGACAAAGGUAAACAAUCCAAAAAAACCAAGAGACAUCAUACACCGACUAUGA